AAACAUUAUGGCGGACGCCUGCAGACAUUUGUGCUUUUCAAAAAUCGUUUUCUAAGUUUUAUCGCGUGUUUAUAUUGAACUUUUUUGCAUAUUAUGGUGCGUUGUGUGUCCAUUUAACUGUUUAUUGUGGUUUUUGGAAGUUCCAUUGGAUGAAUUGUCCAGAUGGCGUAUGUUAGACGUGUGCUGUUCGACGUUACGCUAAUAUAAAGGACGAGCAGUCAUAGAAAGAGAAACCUCUUACCUAAUAGUGGUUGUGGAAUAGUUCUAAAAUAACCUUAUAAAUUGGGAAUAAAUCAAAGGAACAAAUAAAGCAAGAGGGCCGGAGACAGACAAAUCAAUUGACCAAUCUCGCUCCAUCUCAUUGAUCAAUCUGAGAUCAACUGCCUGAAAUUAACUGACUGUCAACCUGAUGUCGGAAGAACGGGACCGCCUCCCACCACACAUUCCAACAUGAAGACCAAACAGGGUAAGGAAGAAUUAGAGAAAAGUACCGAUGAAGAUACUUCUAUUGAGCCCAAGACACGAGCCCGAAAGAAAGCUUCAGAUGAAGAGGACAAGAACAAAGCAAGCCAAGAUGAUCCUAAACCAUCCAAAGAACCCAAGAAAAAUGUAGCCAAACCUAAAGCAAUAAUCAAGAAGCGACCUCUUGGUAUAAGAAAGGCAUUGAGGAGCAAGAAAGCUGUUGUCAAUAAGGAAGCGGUGAAAGCCGUUAUCAAGCAAACUGUGAGACGGGGCAGGAAGCCAGUAGCUAAACCUCAACCUGAAAAUUCUCAAGACAAGGAAACUGUUCCUCUAAUACCUGCAUCUGAGAUCAAGAAGGAGCCUAUUGAUGAUACCACACCUAAUUCUAGGUCUUCAAGUCCCCGUACAGCUGGCAGGAGGCCUAGACUUAGCUCUGAUAUGAUCAUGAUGAAGUCAGUUCUUGCAGACUCACCCAGUAGCCUUGUGCUUGGCCCACGCACUAGCCCAUACUCCAUGAGGUCUGAACGGAGCAAUAGUCCAUCAAUGUUUGAAGGAAAGAAUCUCCGCAGUGGGAAGCCUAGAAAAGCAAAAGCUAACCUAUUAAAUGAAGUAGUCAUUAAAGAGCAGAAUAAGCGUCGCCGUUUGCUCUCUGACUCCAAAGCCCCAGAAACAGAAAGUCUUGAAGACUCCAAGAAGCUGAAAAGAGGCCGCUCCUGUUCCAGAGAUGGAAGUGAGAUCUCUAAAUGCUCUGAUAUCACAGAAUCUGAUCUGAGUCUCAGUGAAUCACUCAAUGACACAGACAGUAAGGAGCUCAACAAAAAAUUAGAUAAAGCUAAGACUGACCUAGACAUAGAUAUUGAAAAUAAUGUACAGAUCUCUACUACUGAAAAAGUGCCUUCUCUUAAUGAUGACUCCAAAUUAGCUGAAACCAAACUGGAUACUGAUAGUAGUUGUAUCACAAAUCAGAAAAAUAAGAAAUCACUGAGCUUAAAAAGAAGUACUUCAUUAGACUCUGACAACAAUAAUAGUAAUAGGCUAAAAUUAGACAAUUUAAAUUCUUCAGAUGUAGGAGAAAAAUCAAUGAUCAAGACUGAAAAUGAUACGCUUUUUGAGGCCCGUAAUAGCAUAUUGAAUAGUAUGUCCAAGACUUUCAAUUCUAAGGAGAUUUCAAAGAACAUAAGAAAAGGGAGGAGAGUCAAGAAAAAUGUGAAGUCACGCACUAACUCUACCCCAGGUGUCAAGAAUGGCGUAAACGCCACCUCUACUGACGCCUCCGAAGACAAGCAAGAAACCCUUGAAUCAUUAUCAAAAGAGAUAGAUGAUCUCAUCAACAACCUAGACCAAAACAUAGACCGUGAUUGUGAGAUGACCAAUGAAUCAGUAGCUGAAAAUACAAAUGACCAAUUACAAACUAAGUCUGCUUCUAAAUUCUAUGGUACUUCUAAAGCGCUUUCUGAAAGCAAUAGUAUUAAUCCUCCUGAAACUCCUGUAAAAGACAAAGAUGGUAUUUCAAUUACCAACGAGAACACGCCGUCAAAGAUUGACGACAGCGAAAAUAUUAGACUACACUAUGAAGAGGAUUCAACUGAGAAAUCGAGUGACUCCCCCAAACAAGAAAUAACUUAUAAAUGUAGUACUGUGGCCAGUAUUGAUAAACUGAUGGAUCGCUUGAAAGAGUUUGAAGAAUUUGACAAGAGGAGACAGAGACAGGAAUCUGAAACUAAACCAGGCGACGGUAAAUCACUGAUGGUUACUAAUGACGUCGUUUUAAUUCCUAAAUCAGGGGCUGACAUUAAACCUCUGAAAGAUAUUCAGACUGUAAGGUCACCUGAAAGACCUAUGGAAAAGGAAAACGUCCUGAGUUGCUUUGAAAAUAACUCUGCUAUCUCAAUAGUUAAGAGGGAUCAAGUAAGAAAAUCUAUCGACGUGGAUCUACCUAAUUCAGUCACACUUAUCAAGAGGAACAGUAUUAGCUCCCGCAAGGAAUCUACAAGUUCUAAUCAUUCUAAAGAAACUGAUGCUAUCAGCAUAUUUGAGAAGUCUUUGGGCAAAGACGUGACAUUGACUGAAAUAAGAAAAUCGGUCGACAAGACGCCGUCGACUCAAGUCGACUUGCAUCAAUUCGCGACUUUACAUCCGACUAACCAGAGUCAAAACGUAGUCGUAUUAGAUACCAAUCAGAUAUCCAUACUGCCUCGAGCCGCGAGUGAUAUUCACGCCACUAAACGUAGCUCUAGAAGUUCCAGAGAGUCAAUAUCAAGGAAGUCAUCAGAAUCGGGUAACGAUGACGUAAUGGCAACCAUAGAGAAGAUCAAGUCGCCACAACAUCAAGUCAAAUCGUCUGAAAUUUCGAUCACGCCGACUGUAGCCAUAAAGUCGCAUGAAGUGACGCAGCCAAUGGAAGCGGAGCCUCUCCCAGCUGCAUUAGAUAACGUGAAAAAUAUCCCUGAAGAAAUCACGCUAAUUUCAAAAGCCAAACCUGAAAUAACGGAAUCAACUGAAAUCGCGAAAGUGGAAAGCUCUAAAGUGGCGGAAACAUCUGAAACUCCAAAAGAAAAUGAUACAGAAGUAGACGUUCCUAAGUCUCCAAAACCUGAGGAGAUAAAACCAAAAGAUGUUGAGAAAGUGGAUGACGCUGAAAAACCUGAAGAAAAAGUUGAAGUCACAGAUAGCGAAAAGCCGAAGUCUAAAGCAAAAGAAGAAACUAAAGUAGAAAAAUCGGAGAAACCUGCUAAGACAGUGAAAGGCGAGAAAAGUAAAUCCGCUCGCAAUUCAAUUGAAAGUCUGCCGGGGCCGAGCAACGCGCUACAUGAGACGCCUGAGAGUCAGAAGCGCAAAGAAAACGUGUUGCGGACUCUUGGGUUGCUGACCCAUAAGGCAGCUAAAGAAGCUAAGAUUGAAAAGUUGAAAGAGAAGGAGCGGAUCUAUGGUGGUUUGAUGAGCAAUAAGAGUAAGGCUGUUAAGGCAGGGUCUGGCGACUACACGGGGACCUUGAAGACUGUGAUAAAGCUGAACAGGGGCACUGGUGACCGGGACAAGAAGAAGUACAGGAGCUCGCUGAAGAUGACCUUCCAGAAGAGCAAGAACAGAGGAAAGCCUCAACCGGAGGAGGGCCAGGAUGCUAACGAAGAUGAAGCCUACUACACCAUUGAGAGGAAAGAGGCAAACGCGUCGGCGCCUUCAGACGGUGGGCACAGAAAGUCAUACAGUAAUCGGCUUAACAACCAUGAUGGCGAAGCAGUUCCGGAACCCGUGGAGCCUAAGGAAACCUUAAACCUGGUGAUCCCGGAGAAGGCCUCGUCUUUCAGUAUCCAUCCGGGAAGACUGUGCAUGGACCAAUGUUUCUACUGCGGCGGCAAGUUUGGCCUGUUCGACACGCCCUGCCACAUCGCUCAGAUGAAGAGUGCUGAGAGACAGAAGAAGGUUCUGGACAACGAAGAGAAGCUGACCAUAGACAGCUGUCUCUGCGACGCGUGCUACCGCCAUGUGGACCGCCGCGCCAACUGCCCCUCCUACCGCAAGCGGCCCGCCAAGCUACCCUCUCCAUUACUUACACCGCCUGUCGACACGAGCACAGAGAAGCCUCCGAUAUCGCCUCCAGAGGACGAGGAAAGCGAGGAGGAGCCGGAAGCAGCAGCUACGGGAAGACCAGCCAUCUGCCACACCGCGGGCUGCGGGAAGCUCGCCGACCACUCCAUACGCCGCAAAUGGCUGAUCAAGAUGCGUGCUAGCGUUAAUAAACUGUUGAAGCUGGAGGGCGACUACCCAGGGCUGCACACCAUCCCGCUGUGCGCGGACCACCACCGUGCGCUGGCGCCGCUCAUGGCGUGCGUGCUGUGCCGCCGCCGCAUCACCAAGCAUCACAACGUGCACCUGCUGCACAGCUACACGGAACUGAACCCGCUACUGAAGGCAGUCGGUAUACCUGUGGUGUUUACGGAGCGUCCGGUGCUGUGCAAGCUGUGCCGCUACUACUGCACGCUCCUGCAGCGGCCCACUCACAACCAGGGUCACGCCACGCAGUACAGGAGGAAGUUACUCCAAAUCUACAACAUAGAAGUACCUCCGGAAACGGAACAGGAAACACAGGACACCAAUAUCCAGGAGGAUCUCAACAGCAGCAAGACCAAGAAGAAGACCCGUACCAAGUCCAAACAACGGAAAUCCGCUGACCCUGAGAAACCCGAUAGCGAGUGCUCUGAGAAAACUGAGAGCUCCCCUGAGAAAGAUAAAUCCCAAGACGAAAUAAAAGCCCACCAUCUAGAAGAAGACAUCGAAAGCUUAAUUUCUUCCAACAAAAUCCCCGUUCCUGGAGCUAAAAUGAACGAAGUCAACGCACCAAGCGACAACUCUGAGUCUGAAGUUACCAUCGACUACGACAUGCCACUCAUACCAGUAGACAAACAGACAGAACUGCAAUAUCUACUACAGAAGCAAAAUAAUCCAGCACAGUUCUUAAACAAAGUCCCUAAUUUGACCAAUAAGCAGAAACACAUGAAACUACAAAACUUAAUACAGAAACCAGGCCAACAGCAUAGGAUAAGUGACAAGAAUGCCAAGAGAAUACAGAAAAUAGGUCAAACUAUCGCAAAUAAGGAGAAAUCUAACGAUGAUGUUGAAGUGUUUGAUGCUGACAGACCUAUGGAAGGUGUUACAGUCUUCAAAAACAUCUCUCUGAGCGACGAAUGUACUAUAGAAUCUAUCCCCAACAAGAAACCAGCAGAUAUAAACACGUUGAAGAACAAAUGGCAAAUGUCAGAAAGCUUCACACAAGUCAAGAAGAAUCUAAGCGAGUUAUCUAAGAAAUUGACAGUGGAAAAAGACCCCAAGAAAUCUUCGGUUAAGUAUCUAAAUCCUGUGAAGAGGUUGGAGACGAACCCUUCGAUUUCUGUUAGAGAGUUGUUCCCUGGUGAAGAAGAGAUGAACUUGCAGUGUAGUGUAGAGUUUAACAAUGUUAAGAGCAUCACACCUGAAGGAUGGGAGAAGUGUAGUAGUACUAUACAGUACGAUUUGGAGACGAAAAGAUUAUGGAACGAACUGCAGCGGCCUUACGGGAACCAAUCCAGCUUCCUUCGCCACCUUAUCCUAUUGGAGAAAUACUUCAGGAAUGGGGACUUAGUGCUGUCACAUAACGCAACGCCGAACGCGGCGAAUUACAGCGACUCCAUCCAGAGCAGGUUGCGGGCUUACGAUAACGUAGUGAAUGACACCCCGAGAAGGGCUGAGCCCGCGAUAAGCUUAAUAGAGUAUCGCAAGAAGCCGUCGAUAAAUGGGAAGAGUCUCUUGAAGUCCAACCAAGGGGAAGACAAAGAGGUGAAAAAGGCUAUGCCUCCUCCAGGAAUUAUCCCUAAGAGCAAGAAAAGUGACAAGCUUAAGAAACAGCUUCCCCCGGAGUUGAUAGCGAUAAACACGCCGAAUGCUCAAGGCAGGAAGGCGAUACAAAACGUGUUGCAUAAUAUCCAGCAGCUGGUCAAGGGUGUGUCUGCGUCGGACCCGACAGAGGUGGCCGCGGCGCCGCUGCCUACCCCGAAAAUCGACCCCCCGAAGGAGAAGAAGGACCCACCGAAAGAACAGACUAAAGAUACACCGAAGAAACAGAAGCCAACCAGCAAACCGUGGAGGCCUACCCUUAUGCCGAUUACUCCCGAAAACAUGGCGAAGAUCGCUCGCGAGCCUACACAAGUGGCGGUCGACGGCAGGAACCUGCCGAGCCUCGUGCAAGUGAUGUCUUCAGGCAAGAGGUACCACAUCACACUGCAGGACUACAACAAAAUGUGCAUCAUGAGACGAGAGAAGCUGCAACAACUCCAAGACGGGGACAAAAACAAAAAAUCUGAGGACAAAGAGACCACUGUAGUCACAGAAAUACAGCCUUCCACCAUGCUCGGCAACGGGGGCACGGUCAUGCAAAACAUCCCUCAGGAGAAGGAGUCUGAGAAAAAGGAAAUGCCAGAGUUAACCCAGAUCUCAAGCAACGCCGCUAAUAUACUGAAAAACGUCGGCUUGAAGAACAUAACUAUAGCCCCAAUCACGCCCAAGACAGCCACGGUGACGUCGCUAACGACACACGUACCCUUAGUCUCUUCCCCCUCGUUACUCGUGACCUCGACUCCUAUAAAGCUGCCCCAGCUGGGCUCCUCAGUGUCGAUCACCAGCGAGACAGUACUUACCCCAAACAUGCCCAUAAUGUCUACAGGAAUGACCAUGCCCAAAAUACCCAAGUCACUAACAGUGAUACCGCAGAUGGUAAUGAACGUUCCGCAAAACGUGGUCGCGAGCAUGCCCCAGAACGUAGUCGCGACUACAGUGUCCAUGCCUCAGGGUAUGGUCGUGCCUCAGGGAAUAGUGAUGCCCCAGAGCGUCAUGCCCCAGAACGUUCAUCAGGGGCUAGUCGUGCCCCAGAGCGUUUCUCAGGGGAUAGUCGUGCCCCAGAUGGUUCCUAGCACUCAGACUGACGGCCAGAGACCAUAACGAAACCUGUUCUUCGUCGUGGUAUAGCGACGACCCGAUGUGACCGCACCGCAAUGAGGAACCUUAAAUAAAUUUUCCAAGUUCAGUGCGGUACAAAGACUGCCCUUAAAUUAUUGAACCAUAUAUCGUGAUAUACUUUGUAAGGACUUGGCUCAGUGAAGUGAGUGACGCUUAAUGUGAUUGUAGUGGUGUGAAACGCAAUAAGUGAGCAACCGUGAAGCCUUAAUAAUUAUACUGUGUAAAUAUUAGGAUAGCGAGGCGGAAUGAACUAGCGCUGUGAACAUGGUGACAAGGAUUCAGUUAAAUAUAUCAAUAUUACUCUGGAAUAUUAGCUUUUAUUUUUUUAUUUGUGCAAAUGAUACGCGAGGCAAGGGAAUGUUUCGAUACUGCCACACGCACUGUAGUACUACGCUACCUGUGGUACUUUACAUAAAUAAUUCAGGUUUUACCAGAAUACCAUGUGAAUGGUAUAUUUAUCUACAUAAUUAUGACUCUUAAUAUUCAAUUUCACUGAUGUUUUUCGCCUGUAAGGAUGUCAGUGAAUUAGACACAAUAGCAAUGAGAAGACUUCAAAAUUCUCUAGUCAGAUUAAAAUAUGCAUUUAUAAUUUUAGUCCGAAGCGAGCGUAUCAUUUGCAUGAAGCGACUAACGUUGAAUAAGUAUAAAUAUAAAAUGUAUAUGUAUACACGACCAGGAAAAUAAAGAAACGAGAAUGCGAUAUUGUAUAUUUUAUUACUCUAUGCUACGUAAAGUUAGUUCCUGCAAAUUGUACGGCACCCGACUGCGGGAGGGUUGUUUUUUAUGUUUCUGGUCGGGAUUGUAAGUUAUAUCGGCGACAGCAUGGCAUAAAAAGACAGGUAUGCUCAAAACUGACAGCUGACAUUUCAAGGUUAGCCCAGCUGACGUCAUCCCGCCCUGCGUUGCCAUUUCGUAGUAAAUAAAUUACCCACGACCAAUGUUUUUAUAUCAAAGGAAAAUUUUGAACUUUUAGUAAAAGAUUUACUUACAGUUUUAAUAUUUUUUGUAUAUGUGACAUGUAAUAGUAAUUAAAUAUAUUAGUCAAUAAUUCACUUAAUUUUCAAUAGUAGAAUUUACGUCCUUGGAAUGUUGGAGAUACCAAUUGAAUGGUAACACUUACGUCAUCAAUGGGCUAGCAAUGGCGGCUUGUCAUAGGAUCGAGCAUACCUGGUCUUCUUAUAUCAUAGGGGACAGAUACUUGAAAGUCACUUAAAUGUUAAGAGUCCAGUUCCUAAUAAGUUUGGAAAGCUUGCAUCUUGAUGCGAAGUUACGGCUAUUUCGAAACUAGUUCUUUUAAAACACAUAAACAGCCUAUAUACGUCCCACUGCUGGGCACAGGCCUCCCCUCAAUCAACCGGAGGGGAUAUAUAGGGGGUUCUUUUAAAAAUAGAAUGUAAAUUAACUAGUUCGUAGAUGCAAGAUAAAUGAAGAUAAACUUACAUCGUCCUGGACUCUGAAUUUUUAAGUACCGAUCCAGUAUUUGGGGUUCUGUCACUGGAUGCAUAUUUUUCCAUUGUAGUGCAUUAAGGUAAAAUCACACAAUUUCAAAGGUUAUUAAACUCUUUGAAAACAUGAACCAGACAGUUCAACACUAUACUAUAAUAAAAAAAAUAUAUAAACAAUAAAAAAAAUGUUAAUUCAUUUUAAUCAUGAAUAUGAAAUAUACAUAAUUUAUUUUUAACAGUCCAAUUUUCAUAGAUAUAAUUAACUACAGGUUACAUAAAGUUUGUCCAUAAUAUCAGUGAUGCGCCGUUCUCGGGAAUAUUUCUGCUUUGGGAAUUGUCCCGGCAGUAAGAGACGCAAAAGUUAUGUAAAAAAAGAGCUUCAUUACCUAACUUUUAUGCAAAUAAGACCAGAGUACAAGAAAGAAUGAUUUGAAAAAGAAAAGCAGCCAAUGUCCCGACUUGAUAAAGCAGUCUGUGUCUUUACUAUUAAAGAGUUUUUACAACGGGGAUAUUCCCACUUUGGGAACGUUCCCGGGAAAGAAGCAUCACUGACUAUACAUAGUGAUAGGUAUCAAAAGGUAUUAAAGUAAGAUCAAAAUUGUCAUCAUGAUGAGCAUUGUGCCUGACAGAAUAUAACUUGAUUCUUAAUCGAUAUGAUACGAUAAAGGGUGUUUUAUUUGCCAGCCAGAUGUAAACUCAACUUUAGACUUCCACAACAAAUCAGAUUUGUACAUAAAUCCCGCAAAAACGUAAACCGCAAUUCGAUUACGGUCCUUCCACGACUAAAAAGAACGCCAUAUUGGUGCUAAUUCCGCUAUACACCGUCUAAUUUUAUUUAAAGUUAUACAUGUCAUAUUAUUAUCCGCUGAAAAGGAUGAUUGACGGCUGUUAAUUUUGAUGAGUGAAUGAAUGAACAACCCUGGCGAACCAAAUAGGUAUCUCGCUCAUAUGCAACCCGUUUAAAGUGUGCUGUCAACUUAAUUCUGUAGGGUUAUUAUUUGAAAGUUGAUUUUACAUCGGUCAAUAACCCGACAGAAUUAAGUUGACAGCACACGUCAAACGGGUUGCAUACCAGGGAGAUGCCUAUUUGAUUCGCCCGGGUUAUUCAUUCAUUUUAAAAUUAACAGCUGUCAAUCAUCCGUCCCUUUCCUUUUCGGCGGACAAGAAAAUGACGGGUAUAACUUAAAAUAAAAUUAGGUGUCUGCAGGAAUCAGGGCCACUAUCUCUCGUCAUGGCAUAAAAAAGGAAAAUCGAAUUUAAAACUUCCCUCUUUGAACACAAACUCUUUUCGAUAGCAGAAUACAAGUCUCCUUGACCAGGGUACCGGGGGAAUUUUUUUUAAAGUGUAUUGCUUCUCUUAUACAUUGUCCAAAAAGUGGCGGGUUCGAUUCUCGCUUGUGCAAAAUAUUUAUAAAUGUAAUGAUUCAUUAAAUGAUUCUUAUAUCCUUUAUUAUUCGUUUUUUAAGGUGCUAUACCUACCAUAACGGGGCCAUAUUACUGAGCUGUUGUCUGUCUGUCCGUCCGACCGUCCGUAUCGCACACUAUGAUUUUAUCCCUUUCUGUCACUCGGAAUUAGAGCGAGCACCUUGCUGGAGCAGCCGGGCGACCGCUCGACUCUGCCACUCACGCAUUGUCUUGCUCUAACAAAUGAUUGUUCUGAAGGACAGAAAAAGAUAGAAGCAUAGGAAAAUGCGAUGCGAGCAGAUGUUCUUCAGCCCUAAAUUAUCAAUAAGAUAAUCCGCUACCACUCUUGGGGUCUAAAAAGGCCACAUUAAAACAAUUCAUAUAAAAAUGCUUGGCAUGUGUUGUCAUUGCGCUCAUUUUAUAUGCGCAAAUGUCACAUUGCAAUAUUGCUUUUUAGAUUAAAUGCUUCGAUGUGGCGUUUAUAAACCCGCUGAGAAUUGUCCCAAGAUGGACAUGAUAUAUUCUCAAAUUGCACAGAUAAAUCCUCAAAUUAGAAAUGACAUUUCCGACUACACUUCUCCGUCUUUUUAUAAGUUCAUUUAAAAUUGUCUAAGUCUAAGCAGGUGGAGAGAUAUCUGGCUGGCACAUAUUUAUGACAGAAUUUUGGAAUUCAAGUCCAAUACUUUCAGUUAGAGAUGUAAUUGGUACCUGCCCACGCGGCAAAGCAAACGCGCCGCGAGCUGCGCGAAUUAUAUCGAGGGUUACCAAUAGCCGUACGACGUUUAUCUACGUAGAUAGCAUUCGCUGUGUCUAUUGGUCGAAGUAAUAAUGAUUCAUAUCCAUCUUUGGACUUCGUAUCAACAGUGGCUGCAAGUUGUCUUUGAUUACUUGUGGCUCUGCCCACCCAAUUAGGGAUUACGGGCGUGAGUUUAUGUAUGUAUGUAAUAAUGAUUCGCGUCGCGCGCGACACGGUUGCUGUGCCGCGGGGGCAGUGUUCUUACAGGGCGAUACUUUUUUUCAUUCACAUUAAUUUGUUGUAAAGCGUAAAGUCACAAACGAGAUAGUCGCCACUUUUGGACUUUAAUUAAAAAUUCUCGUCAGGAAUCCCCAAAAUCACAAUAGUAAACUACAUUCAAAAAACAGGUAUAAAAAUUAUGGAACACACAUACAUUUUAGAAAAAUCUGAAACAAACCUCUAUUAAAAUUAUAUGGGCCAAUAACCCGAUAGAAUUAAGUUGCCAGUACACGUCAAACGGGUUGCAUACCAGCGAGAUAUCUAUUUGAUUCGCGCGAAUUAUUCAUUCAUUCACUCUCUAUUUUAAAAUUAACAGUUGUCAAUCAUCCGUCCCCUUCCUUUUCGGCGGAUAAGACAAUUAUGUAAUUGUCUUCGUAUAACUUAAAAUAAAAUUAGGUGGUGUCUACAGGACUUAGCACCAUUACCAGGUGUAAAAUAGUCCCGCGACGUUAGUGUCGCAGAUUCUGCAUAGAAUAAUAACCUUAACUUUGUUAACUUGUCUAAUAGUUCAAUUAAAAUCCUAUCCUUUAGACCUUAUAUUAUCUUUACACUUCGUUUUCUAAUCAGGUGGCUAGUGUUUGAUUUUUCGCGAAGAAUUCAUUCUCGCAAUUAGCUGAGGUUAGAUCGUAAACACGUAGAAAAGUCACGGAAACUUAUCGAUCGAUUGCAUUCGAGUGGCAUCUUAUAUCUGGGGGCUAAAAAUGCCACGUCGAAGCAAUUCCUCUAAAAAGCAAUAUUGCAAUUUGACAUUUGCGCAAUCAAAACAAAUGUCAAAUAGCAAUAUUGCUUUUUUAGAUGAAUUACUUUCAUGUGGCUCUUUUAAUCCCUCUUAUCUGUCAAAUGUGUUGGCAGAAAGAAGAGUCUAGACGAAAGUUAAGUUGUUUCCCAGCUGCGUCUCCACUAUGGUACUGUUCUUUGAAGUUAGUGUACUAUUGUGAUUUUUUUGUAUCAUAAAGCUAUUUCCCACGAACCAAUGAACCCAUCGGUCCAACAAUUUUAUACUUACUCCUGUUUGACAUCAUGUUAUAGUAAUGUAUUGUUGAGAGUUAGUAUUUUAUUUGGUCCACCAUGGUUGGGCCAGUGUUAAAACGUUGUAACUACAAAAUAUUUAUGUUUGUUCGGGCGACGUCUCCGACUCAAAUCUUUAGCCGACAAUAAGAUUUGCGUUUUUCGAAGAUAAUUUCGUUGACAAAUAUUUAUAUAUUAUGCAUAACCAUUUACCUACGCUAGCCCCCGUUACAUGCGAACGCAUAUACUAUCUAUUAUAUUUACAGUGACACAAAUGAUGAUGUCUACAAGUGCUUUGAAAUUAACACUAACAUUAUCAUCUGAUGACUAAUUAUUAAAAAAAAAAUAACAUAACACCAGCUGCCUACGCAUGUAUGCGUUACGUGUCGUAUCAACGUCGAUAUAGAUCUUGUGUAUUUCGAAGCGCGUUGAUAUCGCCGUGUUCAAAGAUCAAAUCAAAUCAUACUUUAUUAUAUUACACAGAACUUAAUAUUAACACAAGGAUACAGUACAGUUGGACGGCCUUAUUGCUUGAAAGCAAUUUCUGCCAGAAAUAAACAUCUUCAACUUAAGUAGGUAUUUGUUAAUUAAUCUAAUUAUUUAUCUAUAUUUAAGUUAAUGCUUUACCGGGACUAAAUAAAAUAAAAUUUAGUACAAGGUACAUAAUUUAUAUAAAAGCAACAAUAAUAUUCAUAUACUUAAAUAUUAAGUAAACUUCAUUACUUUAAGAUUGAUUUCAUUGUAAAUAGUUUUGAUUAUAGAUUUGCUAUAUAUUUUUGUACAAUAGUAUCCACCUUAGAUAUAUAUCGCGUCGCCCCUACAAACAAACCAAUGUUAUUUAGUGUACUGCUACAAUGUAUAGCAUAUAAGUCUGAUUAGAAACAUGUCAAGUGGCAGAAAUAGUUACUUUACGUUUGAUUAAUGUUCAAGUGGGAUCUGCACGGUUACGCUAUCGCGCGCGGCGCGACGGAUAUCACGUGGAUCGACCAAUAGCCGGUAUGUUGUUUAUCUAUAACGUCACCUUAUAGCCAAAACCACGUAAGCGCUGUUUUGAAAAAUCCCAUCUGGUUAUUGUUAACAAAACCUCACAAUAGACAAACUAGUUUUAAUCCACGUACAAAAAUGUGGUAUUAAUUGAAAGAAAAUAACUUUUGUUGGAGAUCACAUCAGAAUGUGGCAAUGUGCGCGCGGUAGGCCCAUAGCUAUGGACCUGUUAUAUACGCUCCUAAGUCAUUCGACGUAUUUUAUCGAUUGUUAUCGAUGUAUGUACGCUUAUCAGGACACCAAACAAGUUUUUUCGUCUAAUCUAUCUCAGAGAUCGUACCUCUAGUGUCAGUGUUAUAGCACGCGCGACGAAAGAAGUCUCGCGGAUUUCAAUGGAACUAAAUGACAAUUCAUUAUAAUUCUACAUAAAUACUGCAAUGCCAGUGAGACGUGGCCGCUUACUAUGGGUCUCGUGAGGAGGCUCGGUGUCGCUCAGCGGGCAAUGGAGAGAGCUAUGCUCGGUAUUUCCCUGCUGGAUCGAAUCAGAAAUGAGGAGAUCCGCAGGAGAACUAAAGUCACCGACAUAGCUCGGAGAAUUGCAAAGCUGAAGUGGCAGUGGGCAGGACACAUAGCGAGGAGAACCGAUGGCCGAUGGGGCGGAAAGGUUCUGGAGUGGCGACCACGUGUCGGACGACGCUCAGUGGGUAGGCCCGCUACAAGGUGGACCGACGAUCUGGUGAAGGUCGCGGGAAGCCGCUGGAUGCGGGCAGCGCAGGACCGAUCGUCGUGGAGAUCCUUGGGGGAGGCCUAUGCCCAGCAGUGGGCGUCAUACGGCUGUUGAUGAUGAUGAUGACUGCAAUGCCAGCGCCGCAGCUGUGAGAAUUCUUUCAUAGCGCGAAAUUCAGUAGUUAAUGUCACUUAAUAUGUUUCUAAUCAGGUACCUAUAGGUAAUUUAAGUGCUCCGAGGUUGGAAGUCUCAUCUCAUAGUUUUUUAUCACCCUUCCGUUUUGUCGCAGUGAGAACAAAUGUAUCAAAGCCCGGACGAUAUGUUUCUUCCAAAGAUAGCCACAUAGUUACGAUAUUAUUAUAAUUAUUUUAGUUGUAUGAACGCUUAUGGCGGUGGAGAAUUUGUCUAAAUAAACAUAUCCUUAUCACUCA
Messenger RNA from Pectinophora gossypiella (pink bollworm), 13965 nucleotides. RefSeq lists its product as uncharacterized. The coding region runs from base 451 to 6933 and encodes 2160 amino acids. NCBI's taxonomy places the organism in Eukaryota, Metazoa, Arthropoda, Insecta, Lepidoptera, Gelechiidae. The transcript has 10 exons. The record is from RefSeq and is a predicted model, not a curated record.